GCCCGUUCGCCCGCCUCGCUCGCCCUCCCGGGCCCCAAUGGCGGAUCUGCGGCCUAGCGGCCCCGCCGCCCCGGCCUUCGCCCCGCUUUUCCCCCCGGGGCUGCACGCCAUCUACGGCGAGUGCCGACGCCUCUACCCCGACCAGCCCAACCCGCUGCAGGUCACCGCCAUCGUCAAGUACUGGUUGGGUGGACCGGAUCCUUUGGAUUAUGUUAGCAUGUACAGGAACCUGGGCAGUCCAGCAGCCAGCGUCCCCGAACACUGGCAUUACGUCAGCUUCGGCCUGAGCGACUUGUACGGAGACAACAGAGUCCACGAAUUUACAGGGACGGACAGGCCGAGCGGCUUUGGCUUCGAGUUGACGUUUCGGCUGAAGAGAGAAUCGGGGGAGUCGGCACCUCCCACCUGGCCAGCGGAACUUAUGCAGGGCCUGGCCAGAUACGUUUUCCAAUCAGAAAACACAUUCUGCAGUGGAGACCAUGUGUCCUGGCACAGCCCGUUGGAUAACAGUGAAUCGAGAAUCCAGCACAUGCUGCUGACUGAAGAUCCUCAGAUGCAGCCAGUGCAGACGCCAUUUGGGGUGGUCACUUUCCUCCAGAUUGUUGGUGUUUGCACGGAAGAGUUGCAUGCAGCCCAGCAGUGGAACGGGCAGGGCAUCUUGGAGCUGCUUCGAACUGUCCCUGUAGCCGGGGGACCUUGGCUGAUAACCGAUAUGCGGCGAGGAGAGACGAUAUUUGAGAUUGAUCCACACCUGCAACAGGAGAGAGUGGACAAAGGGAUAGAGACCGAUGGUUCCAACCUAAGUGGCGUCAGCGCCAAGUGCGCUUGGGACGACCUGAGCCGGCCGCCCGAGGAUGACGAGGACAGCAGAAGUAUCUGCAUCGGGACGCAGCCCCGGAGACUGUCUGGGAAAGACACAGAACAGAUCAGGGAGACGUUGCGGAGAGGACUCGAGAUUAACAGUAAGCCCGUCCUACCUCCAAUCAACACCCAGCGGCAGAAUGGCUUGAACCACGACCGGGCACCGAGUCGCAAAGACAGUUUAGAAAGCGAGAGCUCGGCAGCUAUCAUUCCUCAUGAGCUAAUCCGCACAAGGCAGCUUGAGAGCGUACAUCUGAAAUUCAACCAGGAGUCUGGGGCACUGAUCCCCCUCUGCCUAAGGGGCAGAUUGUUACACGGACGGCACUUUACCUAUAAAAGUAUUACCGGGGACACAGCCAUCACGUUUGUUUCUACCGGAGUGGAAGGCGCUUUUGCCACAGAGGAGUAUCCCUACGCAGCGCACGGACCCUGGUUACAAAUCCUCUUGACAGAAGAGUUUGUAGAAAGAAUGCUGGAGGACUUAGAAGAUUUGACUUCGGAAGAAUUUAAACUUCCAAAGGAAUACAGCUGGCCUGAAAAGAAACUGAAAGUCUCCAUUUUACCCGACGCAGUGUUUGACAGCCCGCUGCACUAGAGCUGAAUUCCAGCCUCCCGACAGCGGGCAGGCGGACCAGCCCAGCCCAGCCCGCUCCCUCGCUCCCCAGUGACUCACAGUGUAACGAAUGCAGUAAAAAAAACUAUUCCUGCAAAUAAAGGGAAGACAGAGAGAGAGAGAGAUAGAGAGAGAGAGAGAGGACUGUACAGCCACUGCAACCUGAAAAUGAGUUUGCAAGCAGAGCCUAGUUUGGACCCGCGCAGUCUUUAGCCCCUGAGCAUAUGGUUGGGGCUGGGGGCAGCUGGGGUUUGGACCCGGGGUGGGGUAGGAGCUGCUCCCAUUCAGACCAGGACUGGGGACGACUUGGCAAGGCUACCGUGUCACUGCUCCUUCCCAACUUCUGUUUUGGGGGUUUGGCUCCAGGACCUCCCCACACCACCCCUCAGCUGGCAUUCCCCCCC
Molecule: messenger RNA, 1878 nt
Organism: Tachyglossus aculeatus (Australian echidna)
Lineage: Eukaryota; Metazoa; Chordata; Mammalia; Monotremata; Tachyglossidae
Gene: SUFU
Product: SUFU negative regulator of hedgehog signaling
Exons: 12
Coding region: 38-1456 (472 amino acids)
Cellular component (GO): nucleus; cytoplasm
Molecular function (GO): transcription factor binding
Source: RefSeq, a predicted model, not a curated record